UUCCUCCCGAGAGCAGCAGCCCGACCAGUUCCACAAAUGCUCCCGGAACCUCUUCGCUCGAAGAGGAAAGGUGCGGGGGGACGCUAGACUCGAAGGACCCAGGGCGGCAGGGGGACGUUUCACCUGCAGGACUGCCUGAGUUCAGCUGCAGCUUUAUGGCUCCCGGAAGUGCCGCCUCCCAGUGCUCCUGUCAGCCUCACGCCCUGGGCUGCGGUUGAAGCCAUGGCGGCGGCAGCCGCUGCGCCUGGCCCGGGGUCUGGACCCGGGGACUCGCCGGAGGGGCCCGAGGCGGAGGCUCCGGAGCGUCGGCGGAAAGCGCACGGGAUGCUGAAGCUUUACUAUGGCCUCUCAGAGGGGGAGGCAGCCGGGCGCCCCGCAGGGCCGGGCCCCCUGGAUCCGACUGAUCUCAACGGGGCACACUUCGACCCGGAAGUGUAUCUGGACAAGCUGCGUAGAGAGUGCCCCCUGGCCCAGCUGAUGGACAGUGAGACGGACAUGGUGCGACAGAUCCGGGCUCUAGACAGCGACAUGCAGACUCUGGUCUAUGAGAACUAUAACAAGUUCAUCUCAGCCACAGACACCAUCCGGAAGAUGAAGAACGAUUUCCGGAAGAUGGAGGACGAGAUGGACCGGCUGGCCACCAACAUGGCGGUGAUCACUGACUUCAGUGCGCGCAUCAGCGCCACGCUGCAGGACCGCCACGAGCGCAUCACCAAGCUGGCAGGAGUUCACGCGCUGCUGCGGAAGCUGCAGUUCCUCUUCGAGCUACCUUCGCGCCUCACCAAGUGCGUGGAGCUGGGCGCCUACGGGCAGGCGGUGCGCUACCAGGGGCGCGCCCGGGCGGUCCUGCAGCAGUACCAGCACCUGCCCUCAUUCCGCGCCAUCCAGGACGACUGCCAGGUCAUCACGGCCCGCCUGGCCCAGCAGCUCCGGCAGCGCUUCAGGGAGGGCGGUUCGGGCGCCCCGGAGCAGGCCGAGUGCGUGGAGCUGCUGCUAGCCCUGGGCGAGCCUGCCGAGGAGCUGUGCGAGGAGUUCCUGGCGCACGCCCGCGGGCGCUUGGAGGAGGAGCUGGGCAGCCUGGAGGCGGAGCUGGGGCCCUCCCCUCCGGCCCCCGACGUGUUGGAGUUCACCGACCGGGGCGGCAGCGGCUUCGUGGGCGGGCUCUGCCAGGUGGCAGCGUCCUAUCAGGAGCUGUUUGCGGCCCAGGGUCCGGCGGGUGCCGAAAAGCUGGCGGCCUUCGCCCGGGAGCUGGGCGGCCGCUACUUUGCGCUGGUGGAGCGGCGCCUGGCCCAGGAGCAGGGUGGUGGUGACAAUUCGCUGCUGGUGCGGGCCUUGGACCGCUUCCACCGCCGCCUGCGGGCACCCGGGCCCCUGCUGGCCGCUGCCGGGCUCGCGGAGGCUGCCACGGAGAUAGUGGAGCGAGUGGCCCGCGAGCGCCUGGGCCACCACCUGCAGGGCCUGCGGGCCGCCUUCCUGAGCUGCCUGACCGACGUGCGCCAGGCACUGGCCGCUCCUCGCCUGGCUGGGAAGGAAGGCCCCGGUCUGGCCGAGUUGCUGGCCAACGUGGCGAGCUCCAUCCUGAGCCACAUCAAGGCCUCGCUGGCCGCUGUGCACCUCUUCACCGCCAAGGAGGUUUCUUUCUCCAACAAGCCCUACUUUCGGGGCGAGUUCUGCAGCCAGGGUGUCCGUGAGGGCCUCAUUGUGGGCUUCAUCCGCUCCAUGUGCCAGACGGCUCAGAGCUUCUGUGACAGCCCAGGGGAGAAGGGAGGUGCCACUCCACCCGCCCUGCUCCUGCUGCUCUCCCGCCUCUGCCUGGACUAUGAGACGGCCACCAUUUCCUACAUCCUCACCCUCACUGAUGAGCAGUUUCUGGUGCAGGACCAGUCUCCAGUGACGCCCGUGAGCACACUGUGUGCGGAGGCCAGGGAGACAGCACGGCGACUGCUGACCCACUAUGUGAAGGUGCAGGGCCUGGUCAUAUCACAGAUGCUGCGCAAGAGUGUGGAGACGCGGGACUGGCUCAGCACCCUGGAGCCCCGGAAUGUGCGCGCUGUCAUGAAGCGGGUGGUGGAGGACACUACGGCCAUUGAUGUGCAGGUGGGGCUCCUGUACGAAGAGGGCGUGCGCAAGGCCCAGAGCAGCGACUCCAGCAAGAGGACCUUCUCCGUGUACAGCAGCUCUCGGCAGCAGGGCCGCUAUGCACCCAGCUACACACCCAGCGCCCCAAUGGACACUAACCUCUUGAGCAACAUCCAGAAGCUGUUCUCUGAGCGGAUUGACGUGUUCAGCCCGGUGGAGUUCAACAAGGUGUCCGUCCUCACUGGCAUCAUCAAGAUCAGCCUGAAGACGCUGCUGGAGUGUGUGCGGCUGCGCACCUUUGGGCGCUUUGGGCUGCAGCAGGUGCAGGUGGACUGCCACUUCCUGCAGCUCUACCUGUGGCGCUUCGUGGCCGACGAGGAGCUCGUCCACUUGCUGCUGGACGAAGUGGUGGCCUCGGCUGCCCUUCGCUGCCCGGACCCAGUGCCCAUGGAACCCAGUGUGGUCGAGGUCAUCUGUGAGCGCGGCUAGGCCUGGCCGCAGCCUCGCGCGGGCCUUUCCCACCCGCCAGCCCGUCCCCUCCAGCCUAAUAAAGAAGUGUUGCUUCCACCGCCAGGCUUGCGGGGCGUGGCUUUCCGGGGGUGGAGUUUGGGGACCCGGGCCUCAGCGGCGCGCUCUUCGGAUCCGCCCCCGGAGCCGAUUGGCUGGUCUGCUGGGCCCAGGAUGGGCCGGGGGCGGGGCCC
Talpa occidentalis (Iberian mole) is the source of this 2780-nucleotide messenger RNA. It is a transcript of the gene VPS51, whose product is annotated as VPS51 subunit of GARP complex. The record is from RefSeq and is a predicted model, not a curated record. Gene Ontology annotation, biological process: Golgi organization; retrograde transport, endosome to Golgi; endocytic recycling. Bases 223 to 2568 code for a protein of 781 amino acids. The transcript has 10 exons. Lineage: Eukaryota; Metazoa; Chordata; Mammalia; Eulipotyphla; Talpidae. Gene Ontology annotation, cellular component: membrane; EARP complex; GARP complex.